Coturnix japonica (Japanese quail) is the source of this 2270-nucleotide messenger RNA. The record is from RefSeq and is a predicted model, not a curated record. Lineage: Eukaryota; Metazoa; Chordata; Aves; Galliformes; Phasianidae.
GUUCGGUUCCGGGGGGGGGGGGGGGGAUCGGCCGGGAGGUUCCGCCGGUACCGCCGGUACCGGGAAUGGCCGCUCCGACACAACCAUCCCCAACCGGAUCGUUCCAGAGCCCCCGCAGGAUCCCGAAACGGAAAAGCCGCUUCAAACGCUCCGACGGCAGCACCUCGUCCGACACCACGUCCAGCGUCCUACGGCGGCAGGGCUCGGCUGAGUCCUACACCAGCCGCCCCUCGGACUCAGAUGUGUCCCUGGAUGAGGAUCGUGAGCGGCGCGAGGGGCAGAGCCGGGCUCAGCAGCAGCUCGAGAGGGCCAAGCACAAGCCCGUGGCCUUCGCGGUGCGCACCAAUGUCAGCUACUGCGGGGCGCUGGAUGAGGAGUGUCCCCUGCAGGGGGCGGCCAUCAACUUCGAGGCCAAGGAUUUCCUGCACAUCAAGGAGGUAAUAUCCCCCCAUUAUCCCCCCAGGAUCUCCAUCACUCACAUCACAGCCGACCUGUCCUUGGCCAAACGCUCCAUCCUCAACAACGUGGGCAAACAGGCGCUGCUGGAACGUUCAGCUGCACGCUCCACCAUCGCCGAGGUGCAGGCUGAGAUCGAGCGCAUCUUUGAACUGGCCAAGUCGCUGCAGCUCGUGGUGCUGGACGCCGACACCAUCAACCACCCGGCGCAGCUGGCCAAGACGUCGCUGGCGCCCAUCGUUGUCUACGUCAAGGUGUCAUCGCCGAAGACACAGCACAUCCCCCCCUACGACGUGGUGCCGUCCAUGCGCCCCGUGGUGCUGGUGGGGCCGUCCCUAAAGGGAUACGAGCAGCUGCUGGAGGAUCGCAGCGAACACUCCCCCCUGGAGCACGACAGCCUGAUGCCGUCGGACGAGGCCAGCGACCCCCCACCACGAACAUGGGGGGGGGGCUCGACCCACCGCAGCUCCCGGCACCUGGACGAGGAGGAGGAGGAGGAAUAUGGGGGGGGUCCGUACCCGGAGCUUUACCAGCCCCACCGGCACCACAACUCGGGGCUGCACGGAGCCCCCCCCCCACAGGAGCGGCUCCUGGACCGGGACCACGAGCGGAACUGGCAGCGCAGCCGGGCCUGGGCCAAGGACAGCUAUUAAUUAUGGGAUAUAGGGGGGUACAAUGGGAUUUGGGGGGGGGCACACGGCUGGGACCCGGCCCUAUAGCCCUGUAUGCCCCCCCCCCCAACAAGGACAGCUAUUAAAUGGGGGCUAUAGGGGGGUACAGUGGGAUUUGGGGGGGUCACACGGCUGGGACCCGGCCCUAUAGCCCUGUGUGCCCACCCCCCCCAACAAGGACAGCUAUUAAAUGGGGGCUAUAGGGGGGUAUAAUAGGAUUGGGGGGGGUCACACGGCUGGGACCCGGCCCUGUAGCUCUGUGUGCCCCCCCCCCCCCAACAAGGACAGCUAUUAAAUGGGGGCUAUAGGGGGGUAUAAUGGGAUUGGGGGGGGGCACACGGCCCUAUAGCACUGUAUGACCCCCCCCAACAAGGACAGCUAUUAAAUGGGGGCUAUAGGGGGGUACAAUGGGAUUUGGGGGGGACACACGGCCCUAUAGCCCUGUGUGCCCACCCCCCACUAAGGACAGCUAUUAAAUGGGGGAUAUAGGGGGGGGUAUAAUAGGAUUGGGGGGGCACACGGCUGGGACCUGGCCCUAUAGCCCUGUGUGCCCACCCCACUAAGGACAGCUAUUAAAUGGGGGCUAUAGGGGGGUAACAAUGGGAUUUAGGGGGGGGCACACGGCCCUAUAGCCCUGUAUGCCCACCCCCAACAAGGACAGCUAUUAAAUGGGGGAUAUGGGGAGUACAGUGGGAUCUGGGGGGGGGGCACACGGCUGGGACCCGGCCCUAUAGCCCUGUGUGCCCACCCCCCCCCAAGGACAGCUAUGAAAUGGGGGCUAUAGGGGGGUACAAUGGGAUUUAGGGGGGCACACGGCCCUAUAGCCCUGUAUGGCCCCCCCCCAAGGACAGCUAUUAAAUGGGGGCUAUAGGGGGGUAUAAUGGGAUUUGGGGGGGGGGCACGGCCCUAUAGCCCUGUGUGCCCACCCCACUAAGGACAGCUAUUAUUUAUGGGCUAUAGGGGGGUAACAAUGGGAUUUGGGGGGGGGGCACACGGCCCCAUAGCCCUGUGUGCCCCCCCACCCCCCCAGUGGGGGCGCUCAGACAAUCUCCCUCUAUUGGGAACAGCGGCAGCUUCCCGGCCCUACUCAGCCAUACUAAGCACAGGGGGGGGGGGACAGCGGCCGGGACCCCCCCCCACCCC